GCAGCAACACAGUAACACCCUCCUGCAAGAGACAUAAAUACAGGAACAAGGUCAUACAUUCUGCUAUUCCUUCCUCCUGAACUUAAUCCUUUCAUACAUCUGACUGAUUUCAUGCUACAGAAAAAAGGAGGAAGGUGAAAAGAGGAAGCAGCUGAUUUCCUGAAUCUUGAAACUUUCCUUGCUGUGGUCAUUCAGUUUUUUUCUUCUCAUUCUUAACCACCACCAAACCCACAACUGUUUUUAAUAGAGCAUAAAAAUAACCUUUUUUUCAUACUACAAAAAAAAUCCACCAAACUGAUUCAUCAUUUUGUUAAGACAGACAUGAAUUACACUAAAAUGGUAUCAGAGCAAAAGGAAAACUUCACCACCACAGUUUUAAACUUCACAACCCCAGUCCCUGGUGGUGGUAGAGGCGGUGGCUGCCCACCAGUCGGUAUUCAACUGGAGGGUGUGAUCCUGCCACCAGUCCUCACCAUUGAUGUCAUACUGGGGCUGCUGGGAAACAUCAUCGCCCUGUGGAUCUUCUGCUUUAAACUGAAAGCCUGGAACCCCAACAACCUGUUCCUCUUCAACCUGGUCAUCGCCGACUUCCUCUCUCUCGUGAGUCUGCCACUGAGGAUUGAUUCCUUGCUCAGGGGCCACUGGGUGUUUGGGGAUGGCCUGUGCCGUCUCAACCUCUUCCUGAUGUUUUCCAACCGCUCGGCCAGCAUUGCGCUGAUGACCGUGGUGGCAAUUUACCGCUACUUUAAGGUGGUCCACCCUCACCACCGGUUCAACUGUAUGACCAAGCGACAGGCUGCAUACGUGUCGGUGUUCGUCUGGCUGCUGGUGAUCAGUCCCCGGGUUCCCAUGCUGGCCUACAGCCACAUCAAGGGCAGCGGCAAUGGCACCCAGUGCUUCUUCUUCACUUCUUACAAAGAGGCGUCCCGCGGCAUCAUCAUCCUGGUGGGCAUGCACCGGAUCCUGACGGUGCUGGAGUUCGUCAUCCCACUGGCCAUGCUGCUGUUCUGUUCCAUCCGGAUCUCCAGCUUUCUGAAGGAGCGGCAGAUGGGCAAACCGGACAAGGUGCGCAAGGCGAUGCGAGUGUGCGCCGCCAUCGUCGCCGUGUUCAUGGUGUGCUUCCUGCCCACAACGGUGACGACCAUUGGGGUGUGGGUGAUCCGCUCAUACCGCCCAUGGGAUUGCAUGGCCUUCUACACUUUCACCCAGCUCACCAUCGUGUCUUUUGGGCUCAACUUCCUGAAUUCGGCUUUGGACCCCAUUGUCUACGUCUUCUCCAGCUCCAUGUUCAGGAAGGCCCUUUUCAGCUUGCUGCCCCGUGCCCUUUGCUGUGGUCAGGGCGGCGAUGACACGGAGUACUCGUCAGGAACUCAGUCAACCUCCCAACAGGAACUAAAAUCCAUGAGGGCCAGCAGAGGGAGUGAAGCCAUGUGAUAAGCUCUUCCUAGUAUUUUCCUGGUUUCAUCUGCUUUUGUGUUUAUUUAUUAUUUGAUACUGUUGAAGCCAUGAUUACAUCAUACAUUUUCAAUUAUGAUCAUAUGUUGCAUUUGCAUGUAAAUAUACUUAAACAACAGAUACAAAUGUGGGUUUUAAUUAUAUGUAUUCAUUGAUUCUCUUCAAUUCUGGACUAAAAUGUUCCCUCAUGUUGAUGAACUGAAAGUAUCACAUACAUAUUCAUGCUCUUUAUUUAAGCCUCAUGAUGAUUUUAGACACAUGUACACAGGAUUCAUCCCAAUGUAUUUGGUAUCUUUAGUAAAAUAUAAAGGUGUGUGAUGAGUCAUUAGUUCAGCCGAGUGUCAGAGGUUAAACGAGGCUGAGAAAAUGUCUAAGAAAGCAGUGAAUCAAAGAAAAGAAAAGAAAACCAAAACAAUAACAAGCAGCAUUUUAAGACUCAGUUAUCAUAGAAAAGUCUGAUUCCUUACUCAUAAAUGUUCCUCUGCUCAGUAGAUGGUGAUGGACAAUGGGCACCAUCUAGUGGACAAAUCAUGAACUACAUCAGCUGAUCUGUGAUGUCUUUCGCUGGUGUCUUUCAUGAUCUUGUAACCUCAGAUCACAUGGACACAGACAGGACGGAAAGACUCAGCGGAGUCCUCAUCAUUUACACACAGUAAAGACCUGGACCGGUGAACAGACUUUAAUGUCUCAUCUGACACACUCAGUCUCCCUCACACCAUCCACACCAAAUUCUCUGAGCCUGUUUAUGUAGCGUUCUUUAUCUGGCAACCAUGUGUUCCUGUCUCUGUAAAUUGGGUGCCACACAUGUAAGGAUUACUGAAUGUGCCCCUUGAGGCCUCAGGCCCCUUUGAAGCGACUGUGACUCAAUAAAAACACAAAGAGACACAUAACAACCAUAAAGAGAAACAAAAUGACCACAAAGAAUCCGAAAAUAACAACUUCAAGGAGAAGCAAAACACCUGCAGGCCACACAGUAAGUUUAUCACAAAUAUUUUCCAUCAUAGCAUCCUCCAGGGAACAGGCCGGUUGUUGUGUUUGGCCGGAUUUAAUUGAAGAAAAUAUCUUUAUUUGUAAAACUGUGAAAAAGCACAAAUACAAACAAAUCAGUACUAAUUGUACGUACAAAAUAGCAUUACUAAUACUUAAGUGCAGUAAAGAUAAUUGAGAUAAACCAAUACAAACAGGCACUUAUAAUUUCAUAGAAAUGUAAAUAUGAUUGUAAAUAAUGUUUACACAGCACCAAUGCUCUAACCAUCAACCUCUAACACACCUGUACUUACUCCACAAUAAAGCAAUUAUCAUCAAACAUAUUGUAAUUAAACCCAAAAACUAGUGACAUAAACAUCCUGCUACAACUGUAUAACUGAGGAAAACUUACGGAUGAAGCCAUUUAGCCACCAAUAGAUGGAGCAACACAGUAUACUGAUUUCCGAUACAGUGGGUACGCUUGUUUUCCUGCUCUAGCCCUGUUUGUGAAGGUGGAUGGGGUCUGUCAUCUUGUGGUUCAGGAUCGGAAUCUUGUGCAAACCUGUAAGGCAGAACCAAAGCUGCAACAACUGUUUGUUUACACAAGACAUGCAGAGUCGUUGCCAUGGUAGUUGCCGGUAAACUGACCAAUCAGAGCACACUGGGCUCUGGG
This is a messenger RNA of Seriola dumerili (greater amberjack), 3094 nucleotides long. RefSeq names its product hydroxycarboxylic acid receptor 2-like. Gene Ontology annotation, cellular component: membrane. Lineage: Eukaryota; Metazoa; Chordata; Actinopteri; Carangiformes; Carangidae. Gene Ontology annotation, molecular function: G protein-coupled receptor activity. Gene Ontology annotation, biological process: G protein-coupled receptor signaling pathway. The record is from RefSeq and is a predicted model, not a curated record. The transcript is spliced from 3 exons. The coding region runs from base 322 to 1434 and encodes 370 amino acids.